Messenger RNA from Exophiala oligosperma, 502 nucleotides. RefSeq lists its product as uncharacterized. Bases 155 to 502 code for a protein of 115 amino acids. Lineage: Eukaryota; Fungi; Ascomycota; Eurotiomycetes; Chaetothyriales; Herpotrichiellaceae. The record is from RefSeq and is a predicted model, not a curated record. The transcript is spliced from 3 exons.
GCACAAACCAAUACCGAAGCGCUACCAACCAAGUAUACUCAUACAAAUCACACACAACGAUCUGCACACGAGGCUGAUGCAAUUAUUCAUCUAUUUAGCGACAUCAGGAGGUUGAUAGCACUAUAUACUUCCACGUACAGACGCAUUUUCAGCAAUGGCCGUCCAAGAACUUACGAUCCUCGACUCAUACCGUGCCGAACUUGACAAACCUGGUCUUGUUGUGAUCGACUUUUAUUCAACGCAGUGUCCGCCUUGUAAGGUCAUCGCACCGCUCUACGACGCAAUUGCCAACAAGUACUCGAAUAAAGACACUCGCUUCUUCAAGGUCAAUGGUCUCGUAGAACCAGGCGGUACGAUCCAACGCGAGGCGGAAGUGGUCUGGUGGCCGACCUUGGUCGUGUAUAGGGACGGCCGCGAAGCGUGGAGGGCCAAGGUUCCCAACCCGCCUUCGAUAGAACCUGUACGUGAGCUGGAACGGUUGCUGGAUGAGCAAAGUCUGUAA